This is a messenger RNA of Leopardus geoffroyi (Geoffroy's cat), 1142 nucleotides long. It is a transcript of the gene CARTPT, whose product is annotated as CART prepropeptide. The record is from RefSeq and is a predicted model, not a curated record. The transcript is spliced from 3 exons. NCBI's taxonomy places the organism in Eukaryota, Metazoa, Chordata, Mammalia, Carnivora, Felidae. The coding region runs from base 373 to 723 and encodes 116 amino acids. Gene Ontology annotation, biological process: G protein-coupled receptor signaling pathway; positive regulation of MAPK cascade; negative regulation of appetite. Gene Ontology annotation, molecular function: neuropeptide hormone activity.
UACAGCCUGUGCCUUGCCUCCAAGGCAUUUUCCAUUUCCUGGCCCCCUCCUCCUCCCCAUCCCUCAGCUUUCGCCCCUCCGCCCCUCCAUUUCAGCUCUGGCCCCUAGGGGAGCGUCCCUUGCCGCGGGGCUGACAGCACUUAGGGGUGCGGGGUCCCUGUUGUCUGUGCGCACAGCUUCGUUCACGGGUGCCUGGUGUCCAGCAGGCAUUGAUGUCAGGCGGUGGCGGAGCGCUGCCUACAGACGGUUGACCUGGACCCUCCUCCACACUCACUUCCUUCGUCGCCCCCUCCCUCUUCCCUGUACUCGGGCUCUGGCUCUCUAUAAAAGGCGGGAGCGUGGGGUGCCACAGCAGCGCCGAGUUUCAGCACCAUGGAGAGCCCCCGUCUCUGGCCGCUGACCGUCUUGGGUGCCGCCCUGCUUUUUCUGCUACCGCUGUUGGGUGCCCGUGCCCAGGAGGAUGCUGAGCUCCAGCCUCGAGCCCUGGACAUCUACUCUGCCGUGGAGGAUACCUCCCAUGAGAAGGAGCUGAUCGAAGCGCUACAGGAAGUCCUGAAGAAGCUCAAGACUAAAAGUAUUCCGAUCUAUGAGAAGAAGUAUGGCCAAGUCCCCAUGUGCCACGCUGGGGAGCGGUGCGCAGUGCGAAAAGGAGCACGGAUUGGGAAGCUUUGCGACUGUCCCCGAGGAACCACCUGCAAUUCCUUCCUCUUGAAGUGCUUAUGAGGCUUCCACCCUCCUCCAUAAAUCCCCACUGCCUCUGCCUCCCUUGAGAGGACCACACUUUCAUCCCCGGAGUUCGGCUUUAGCAACAAAGUUUGCGUUUCCCUCUGAGAGUUAAAGGGGCUCUUGUCCUGCUGUUCCCAAAUAAAAGAAUACAUUAAAUGUUACUGUGUGAAGGAUAACGCCUUGUACGGUGUUGAUACAUGUGCCAAGUAUUCUUAUUCAUCUGACAAACUCUUACCCAUCUUUGUGUAGAGAAGGGCAACUUUGCUUUGAAAACUGUAUUUUUGUAUGUGGUGUGGCAGGAUGAACAUUAGAUUUAGUUAAUCUUGGUAGGUGACAUCACAACCUGGAAAAUAGUCCCAAAUGACACAAAUUGCAGCAUGUACAAUUAUACAUAAUAAAGUGUUUUUAAUAAUUGC